AUGAGCUGCGAUUUGCUACCAGAGUGGUUGAAUCUCUUCUUGGAUGAUGUAGAAACUACUUUAUGUUUACCGAUAUUACUCAUUAUGGUUCAUUGUACUGUUCAAUUUAUAAUUAACCACGCUAUGGACAUUGGCCUGACGUUUUACCAAACUGUAAUACAGAAAUCGGAUGAAGAAGAGGCAGAGGAAGUGGAAUGUGACAACGCAAAAUGUGGCCAAGAUCUAUUGAGCAAGAUAAAAGGGUUCUUUUACAAUUUGUCUCUCGGUUUUAAUACCGAUUCGAAACCGGAAGAGAGGGCGCCACCAUCAUUGGUUAGGCCAGCUUUGCAAGAAGAGGACUGGGAUUAUUGUGAGGAGGAUGACGAAGAAAAUUUAUAA
Molecule: messenger RNA, 378 nt
Organism: Habropoda laboriosa
Lineage: Eukaryota; Metazoa; Arthropoda; Insecta; Hymenoptera; Apidae
Exons: 2
Coding region: 1-378 (125 amino acids)
Source: RefSeq, a predicted model, not a curated record